Messenger RNA from Cyprinodon tularosa, 3626 nucleotides. RefSeq names its product toll-like receptor 9 (gene tlr9). Gene Ontology annotation, cellular component: plasma membrane. NCBI's taxonomy places the organism in Eukaryota, Metazoa, Chordata, Actinopteri, Cyprinodontiformes, Cyprinodontidae. Gene Ontology annotation, biological process: defense response to virus; toll-like receptor signaling pathway; positive regulation of interleukin-6 production. Bases 65 to 3187 code for a protein of 1040 amino acids. The record is from RefSeq and is a predicted model, not a curated record. The transcript is spliced from 4 exons. Gene Ontology annotation, molecular function: protein binding; pattern recognition receptor activity.
GUGGAAUAACUAAUAACUAUCUAAUGUCUCUGAAGCUGUUCAGUUAAGAUCUACUCAAUCUAAUAUGGCCCUGGAGAAAGUUCUACUCAUCAUGAGUCAGUUUCUGAUGUAUGGAAGCACCAUUAAUAUCCAUUUUUUCCCAUGUGAUGCUGAUGUAAAUUCCACCGCAGUGGACUGUUCUAGCCGACCCAUAGAACACAUCCCGUUCAUGAAGGCUACUUCUGUGGUGUCAAUCAAUUUGAGUUACACUAAGUUACAAGUAGUGAGAAACCAUGCUUUUGCAGGUGUCCCAAGCCUUAAAAUUUUAAAAAUAACAGGCAACUGUCAACCUGGUCAAUUGCGACUUCCUGAGCAGCAAGGAUGCAAAAUGGAAAUUGAGCCCUUUGCCUUCAAGAACCUUAGAAAUCUGACAUCUCUACAUCUAUCGGGAAACAGCCUAACAUCUAUACCACAAUUACCAGAAAGCUUGCUUUUUCUUGACUUACAGGAGAAUUGCAUCUUUAAUAUAUUUACCCCUAUCAGUGCUCCAAAUCUUGAAAUUCUGCUGCUUUCCAAAAACUGCUAUUACGCUAACCCCUGCAACCAGUCUUAUUACAUAAAUGUAACUGUUUUUAAAGAGCUUCCUAAACUAAAAAAACUUACAUUAGGGUACAAUAAUGUAACUGCUGUCCCUAAGGAGCUCCCGCCGUCGCUAAAGGCUCUGGAUUUAAGAGAAAAUACAAUCACUGAGGUCCCAGAUGGAGCAUUUUCCAACCUGACCGCCCUCGAGAAUCUGACUUUGGAGUGGAACUGUCAGCGCUGUGACCAUGCGGCGAGACCCUGCUUUCCUUGUCCACAAAAUCGCCCUCUCCAACUGCAUCCAAACUCACUAUAUUCAAAAAACAGCUCCAUCACCUUUCUGAGCCUAAGGGGGAAUUCUCUAAAGACUUUUCCUGAUGGCCUUUUUAGGCCACUAAAGAACCUAAAGGGACUGGACAUCUCUGACAAUCUCUUGGCAUUUUCUAUACAAAAUGGCACCUUUUUUAGAGAGCUGACAGGCCUCACUUGGAUAAGCCUCAUCUACAACUAUCAACCACAGAUGACUUUUGGAAAACUGAAUCUCUCUCCUUAUAUUGGACAUAUAUCUGGUCUGCAACAUCUUUUGCUAAGUGGAAACUUUUUCCAUACUAUUUCUAAUGAAGGUUUUGACGUUCUGUCUCAACUCAAAAAUCUAAAAACACUAGAACUGAGAAUGAACUUUAUCAGUUCGUGCAAUCUGACUACCCUGAAGCAGCUACCGUCUCUAACCACUAUUGAUCUCUCCCAAAACAUGCUAAAUUUUCUUCCAUGCUGUUCUGUAUCAUCUAGAUCUGUGGCACCUGACAGCUUUAGAGAAGAAAGAAGUAGGGAAAACAUCUGGCAAUCUGACCAAUCUAAUAUGGCAAAAGCAACUGAAGACAGUGAGUGUCAAAUUCCAUCCUUAAUACAUUUUAAGAAAAAAUACUGUGAGGGUAAGCUCAUGUUUGACCUCUCUCAAAAUGAUAUUUUGUCUCUCAAUGAAAGAGUAUUUGUUGGCAUGGAAAAUGCUGUUUGUUUAGACCUUUCUUACAACUACAUGAGUCAGACAUUGAAAGGUGGGCAAUUCAAGAACAUGAAAAAUUUAGUCUAUCUUAACAUGUCCUUCAAUCGGCUGGAUCUCUAUCAUGAUGAUGCUUUCAGAGAACUUCAAUCCACACUGAAGGUAUUAGAUGUCAGUAACAAUGACUUUCACUUCAAGAUGAGAGGCAUGGGCCAUCGUUUUGAGUUUCUUCGAAAUCUGUCUAACCUGGAAUUGCUGAGUCUAGCUAACAAUGGCAUUGGGAUGCGGAUAGAUCAAAGGCUGAUCAGCAGUUCAUUGCAGUACCUCUAUUUUAAUGGUAAUCAUUUGGACAUUAUGUGGAAUGCGGGCUACAACACAUACAGUCAGUUUUUUAAGAACCUAACAAAGCUAAAAUUCUUGGAUAUUUCCAACAAUAACCUGUUUUCCAUCACAGCAGAUUUGCUUAGUAGCCUUCCGGAAAGCCUCCAGAGCCUCAGCCUCAGCAGCAACUCCCUGAAGAGUUUUCCCUGGCAAAACAUUUCAGUUCUGAGCAAUUUGUGUCACCUAAACCUAAGCCACAACUUACUGAAUAAUUUGAUUCAGCAGGAAAUACAAUUUGGAGCCCAUUUUUCCUCUCUGGACCUAAGUUACAAUCAUCUCACCUCAAUUCCUGAGAAUUUCUUCAAAGAAGCAAAGUCUUUGCAGCAUUUAUAUCUCAGUAACAAUAAGAUUAAAGAGUUAAACCAUCAGCAUCUCCCUGCGCCCUUUCAUAAUGGCAGUGCCCUUCAGACACUUACCCUGGCUGAGAACCCAUUUGAAUGUGACUGCAAUACUUCAUGGUUUGCUGAAUACCUGCGGACUACUCCAGUAAACAUUCCUCAUCUGACAACACAAGUGCGCUGUGGAUAUCCAUUAUCUCAACAAGGAGUGGUUCUCCUGUCUAUAGAUCAACAUUCCUGCCAGGACAUAUAUGGUAGCUUAGCCUUCCUCAUCUCCUCUUUCUUGGCUUUGUCUUUUACUGCUCUUCCACUGCUGAAGCAUCUCUACGGCUGGGAUGUAUGGUACUGCUUACAGGUGCUCUGGGCAGGACUCAAAGGCUACUCUCAGCUGUCUGGUGGGGAUAAAGGGAAUCACUAUGAUGCUUUUGUGGUGUUUGACACCAAGAAUCCUUCCGUGAGGGACUGGGUUUACAAUGAGCUCACUGUUAAUUUGGAAUCCUCUGGCCACAGAAGAUUUUCUCUCUGCUUGGAAGAGAGGGACUGGAUACCUGGACUUUCAUGCAUUGAUAAUCUACACAGUGCUGUUCACAGCAGUGUGAAGACUGUGUUUGUACUGUCCAGAAGUCCAAAUGGAACUGAGAUGGUCAACGGUGUGAUACGACAGGCUUUCUUCAUGGUUCAGCAGAGACUACUGGAUGAAAAGGUUGAUGCAGCUGUGCUUGUUCUGUUGGAUGAAAUGUUUCCGAAACUGAAGUACCUUCAACUGAGAAAAAGACUGUGCAGGAAGUCCGUGUUGUCCUGGCCGAGAAACCCAAGAGCUCAACCCCUCUUCUGGAAUCAAAUGAGAAUGGCAUUGUCAUCAGACAACCUGAAAUUUUAUGAUAAUAACAUGAGUGAAAGUUUUAUAUAAUUAUUUGUUAACUGAAUACUUAGUCCUUUUGAAAUACUUAGUCCCUUAUUGACAUUUUUGUUUUGCUUUUCUUGUCUAGUCACACCUAUGUUUUACAUCAUCAAAUUUAACUUAUUAUCAGACAAAGAUACCCUGUGUAACUACAAACUAUAUUAAAAAAAAUGUUGUAACAUAAACAUGUGAUCAAGAGCAGCCUGGCAUGGUAUGGAAAAAUAAUUGCUCUUUGAUUUUUGUUUAAAUUGUUUGUUACAGCCUUGGCAGCACCCGCUGUCAUCAAGUAUUUACAAUAACUUACAGCACUUUAAAUCUAUGUGGAGGGAUAUUUUACAUUUUCUUUUUAGAAUUGUUUAAAUCAGAGGUAUUGGAUAUUUUAAAGAAUAAAUUUAACGUUUAGGUUUGAUACCGUUUAAUGAUUAGAUUUAAACAUUUUCAUUGCCUG